This is a messenger RNA of Pocillopora meandrina, 16142 nucleotides long. The record is from the annotation of a GenBank genome assembly. Lineage: Eukaryota; Metazoa; Cnidaria; Anthozoa; Scleractinia; Pocilloporidae.
UGGUUAACAGACAUUUUUUUUUUAUUUCCUCAUGAAGGUUGUCAAGUUUUUGGUCAAAAUGGCAAUACUCAAUGUGACAAACGUAGUUGUUACCCAGCCACAGGGGAUCUCAUGAUUGGUCGAAGUGCCAAUUUGACAGCCUCCUCCACUUGUGGUAUGACAUCUCCUGAGGACUACUGUAUUGUCGCACAUCUUCAGGCCAACCCAGAGGAGUGCUUUGUUUGUGACACAAGCAUCUCUGACUUCAAUCAUGAAGCAGAGAAUAUGAUAUCAACCUUCAAUGGAAAUAGAGACAAAACAUGGUGGCAAUCAGAAAAUCUCAAAGAAAAUGUAUACCUUCAGGUAAACAUUUCCACUUUAAUAAUCCUUUACACCUUAACCUCAGAAUCUCCUGUAUAAUCUCCAUAGUAUUCUCUAUAAUUUUCCUUUGGUAAUAGCUAGGAAAUUCUUUUAACAAUCCAACCUUCAUCAGUUGGAAAUAAUACCCUUUAUUCUCAUGAUUGUAAUGGAUGAUUCAGCAGUAUGAAUGUAAGGAGAAAUUAAGUGUUGGUCACUCCUAGGGUUUAACCCGUCCACUUCCAUGAGUGACUAAGACAGAAUUUCUCCCCACAACAUCAAUACAGUAACAAGCAGACAAGUGAUGAGAAUGUAUGUAGAGGAAAAUAUCAAUUAGGUUAUAAUCAGUUGAUCCAAUGCCAAAUUCUCAACACUAACAUCACAAAAGUUGUAUGGCAGAAAGUAAAGAAAAUUACUGUCAAUAUCUCGGGAGUGAUAGGGUGGAAAUCAUUCCAAUCAAAUCAAUAUUAUCAAGAUCUUAUUGAAAUGAAAUACUUUAAAUUUCUACAUUUUACUUUUAAAUGUUUAAUAUCUUGUUCAUGGUUUCAAAUAGCUUGAUCUGGAAGCUCAGUUUCACUUCACACACUUGGUGAUGACAUUCCGCACUUUCCGUCCUGCUGGAAUGCUUAUUGAAAGAUCAUGGGACUAUGGUAGGAACUGGCAUGUGUAUCGAUACUUUGCUGCAGACUGCGAGAAGACCUUUCCUGGAAUUCCCCACAGACAGCAGAAAGAAAUUGAUGAUGUCAUUUGUACAGAGGAUUUUUCUUCUGUGGAGCCAUCAUCAAAUGGAGAGGUAAUAAUUCAGAUGAAUACAGUGUAGCUUAGGCUGUGUGGCUGACAAACAAACUCGCAAGGGGGGAGGGGAGAGGAGGGAGAGCUAAGUGUCAGACUACUGAGGUACAUUUUUGUUUUACAAUCUGUCACAAGAAAAAGCAAUGAAAUUUAAGCCAGCACACAAAUCAAGCCUAUUUUGAUGUAUACAUUUCUCUUCAGUGGUAUGCAACCAUUUUCUUCUGAUAGCUGAUGUAAACAUUUAUUCAAGAUCAGGGUGGUUUUCUUUACUGAUCUCUUUGUUGAUUCUCACAGCCUUUACUUGUGAAAAAUUUGCUAAUAUUGAAGAAGGAAUUUGUUGCUGAACACUAACUUUAAAAAAAAACUGUAUGUCAACAUUUAACCCUUUAACUCCCAGAUCUGAUAGUCAAUUCUCCCCUCCAGCUACGACAUAUUUCCUCUUAAUUUAGUUACAAGAAUUUGGUGUUAAAUCAAGACCACAACUUUUAUUUAAUAUGUUUGAGUAUUCUCAUUACCUGUUUGUUGGAAAAUGUAAGCAUAUUGCAGGGAGAAGUUAGAUGUUUAUCACUUCUGGUAGUUAAAGGGUUAAAACAUCAAUCUUACUAAAAUGGAACCUUUAUUUACUUUUGACUCUGUCUUCCUGUGCCUGGCCUUUUUACGCCAGCCAUACAUUCUAGAAUUACUGGUAAAUCAGUAAAUUGCUGGAAUAAGUUAAUAACUGAGAAUCAGUUGUUUGAAUUUUGAAUUCAUUUGUCUUUUAUGAUGUUUUGAUAUUGUCAUUUCUUUAUGAAUUUUAAGUGGUAGAUUUUGUGCAGAAAAAUUAUAAUGAAAUAUGAUUGCAUAUGUUUCUGUUGAAGUGUCUUCAUUGAUAACUACAUGUACAAACUCAAAGCUGAGAAGCCACUCUUUUGAAAACUGCAUGUGGCAAAGGAAACUGGUGUACAGGUUGCAGUUCUCCUGUUUCCUACCUUUACAAAAAGCAACACUCCAAAUUGCAAUUCAACCUGGAAACAGUAGACAAGAAGAGCCUCUUUUUGGAAAGUCCACUGAUAAAUCCCCAUCAUUAUUAUCAUUAUUUUAUUAUUUAUGUGUAAUGCAUAAUGCAUGUGAACAUAACAUUAAGUGUGUAUUUCUAACAGUUUUGUACUUGAUCAUGUAUCAGGUUAUCUUCAGGGCACUUAAUCCUCAAAUUCCAAUCAAGAAUCCCUACAGCGAAAAAGUACAGAACCUGCUCAAGUUGACAAACAUACGGAUUAACUUUACCAAGCUUCACACCUUGGGAGACUUGGUCCUGGAUCCCACACAGCCUGAAGCCAGAUUAAAGUAUUACUAUGCUGUGUACAACCUUGUGAUCAGAGGUAGCUGUUCUUGUUAUGGGCAUGCUGAGCAGUGUCUACCUUUGGAUGAUAGUGAGCAAGACAUUACUGGCAUGGUGAGAAACUGUGUUAAGAUGUAGGUCUUUAAAUCAAAUACAAAUCUCUUAAUAGAAAUACAGAAAAUACAAAAUUAUGUGAUAAUUUAAAUUAAUUGCAAUUUUUAAAAAAAUUCAAGAGUAAAAGAGGUAGCCUCAUUUUCUCUUAAUAGGUGCAUGGACGGUGUGACUGCGCUCACAACACAGAAGGGAAGAACUGUGAACGAUGCAAAGAUGGUUACAAUGACACACCAUGGCGGCCUGCUACUGUGGAUGAUUCAUAUGAAUGCAAAAGUAUGUAUUCUGCUUGUAGUUCCAUUCUAGAACAUGUAGGAGACACAAUGGUUUAGUAAUAAUGAAUUCUUUUGUGGUGUGUAUUCCUUCUCUUCAUGUAAUCUUGUUUGUAGACAAGGUAUGAUAAAGGCACAUUGUUUUGUAUUGCAGAGUGUGACUGCAAUGGCCAUGCUGAGGAAUGCCGAUUCGAUCCGGCUGCAUUUGCUAAUUCUAAUUUUACUAGUGGUGGUGUCUGUGUCAACUGUCUGCAUAACACUGUUGGUCGUAAAUGUGAGAAGUGUAAGCCUCUGCAUUUUCAGGAUCCAUCCAAAGACUUUAGAGAUUCAGCUGCUUGUAUUCGUAAGUCCAGUCCAAGUAUUUUGAAUAUCACACUGUAGUUAGGAAAACAUCUACUUGUAGAUAGUGGGUUUUCUCUUGCAAUUUUAUUGUUAUAAACAUCUCUAGAUCCUGUUGUUUCAAACCUUCAAGAUUUGCUUGAACACAUUAAGUACUAGUAUAAAUUUGCCUUCUAUCUCUACCUUAAUUGACAAAAAUACUGGAUUGCCUGCAGUAUGGUAGGUUGUCUAGGACACCUGGGAAGCAAAGGGCAGAGUUUUAUAGAAAUGCUCUCAGAAAUUACAUAAGCUAUUAACUACUUCAUAGAAAUUACCAGACGGUAACAGGAGAUCAAAAAGCUACCCUUCCUUUAUUAGACUGCUCAGCAAAUAGGUACAAGGCUGUGUAUUUUUUCAAUUUUUUAUAAGUAAUUAUGUAAAAUUGAACAAUCAUUAAUGCACGUGGUGCAGCUGGUCAGCUCUCAGCCUGUAGGACCAGCACUUUCUAAGCUUGAUAUUUUGUUCAUAUUGCAAAAUUGUGGAUUAUUGUUUGUAAUGUACAUGAACAUGUAGCUUUCCCAAGUAACUUUAUCUCCACAGAAUCUUUUAAAAUUGUUUUUGAAAAAAUCAGUUUAAGUCCCUUCUAAGAUCAGUUUUUGAUGUGGAUCUGAUUUGUUUGUGGUCCAUCUCAUAGCAUUGUCCAUGUCAUCAUCUUUCAUUUUAUUUCUUAGCUAUUUUACAUCUAUAUAUUUGUAUUGUUUUAUAACCUGUUCCCUUGGGUGGGUGCUAUGCAUGGGUCUUAAUGUCCUGUUUGGGCCUUUCUCUCUUGAAAUUUUAAUUUCUGUAGUUUUUUCCACUAAUUCUUUCCUAUCCUGUUUUUACUGUAUUUCUUUAUUUAUUGCCCAUUAAAGAUUUAAGGAAUGAUUUGAACAGACACACUUUCUCACUAGAAAGAAACAUCUCUUUCCUAUCCUUUGAACGGUAUCUCUUUAUUUAUUGCCCAUUAAAGAUUUAAGGAAUGAUUUGAACAGACACACUUUCUCACUAGAAAGAAACAUCUCUUUCCUAUCCUUUGAACGGUAUCUCUUUAUUUAUCGCCCAUUAAAGAUUUAAGGAAUGAUUUGAACAGACACAUUCUCUUGAGCACUAGAAAGAAACAUCUCUAUGUACAGCUGUAACACCACAUCGUCUCAACUAAAGCUGAUCCAUGAAGUGUACACAACUUUGCUGCUACAUGUACAAGAGAGAAUUUCAGUACGAAUGACUUGUUUAGUAUUAAAAAACAAACAAACAAACAAAAUUAAAAUAAAACAAACACCACCAGUAACAAAACCGGAGACAUUUUCCUCCAGCCGGUAUUAGAUUAAUCAAGUGAGAUGGAUGGGAAUUUGUUAAGUCGAGCGGGUUGGAAGAGAAAUUUUCUUUAACAAAUUUAAAAGUGAGGAGCGUCAUUAUUGCUUUUAAUGCGAAAUGGCAUCCUAGAAAAGCAGCAAUAAUGAUAUAAUAGGUUUUAUUGUGUAUUAGUUAUUAGUUAUUCUGGCGAGAUAGAAUUAGAUAUUUUACUCUCUUAGCUUGCGCUGAAGGAUUUCACCGCAUAUAGAUAAAGUUAUUGAAAUAUUUUUUAUUAUUUGUUUAUUUAUUGUCAUUUGUUGGGUGUGUGUGUCUAGCAUGCAACUGUGAUUCUGUUGGCGGUAUCAGCGGGGGAGAGUGUGAAGGGGAGACUGACGAGGAAGCAGGCUUGGUGGGCGGCCGGUGUAUUUGUAAAAAAAACGUUGAAGGAUCCAGAUGCAGUCGGUGCAAACCAGGAUUUUGGAAUUUAAGGAGAGACAACGAUGAUGGUUGUACAGGUGAAAGAGCUUUAUCCCUUUAACUCCCAUAAGUGACCGAAACAGAAUUUCUCCUUACAAUAUCAAUACAAUAUCAAGCAGACAAGUGAUGAGAAUAAAGAAAAAUAUCAAUAAGGGGAUUAUAAGUUGAUCCAAUAUCAAAUUCCCCAAACGAACAUCACGAGAAUUGUAUGGCAGACAGUAAAGAGAAUUACUAAUGACAUCUUGGGAGUUAAAGGGUUAAAUUAAUAUAUCAGUUGUCAGGUGGAAAGCACUGAUUUUCAACAAACGGCACGGACAUUUAUGGAAAAAAAAAGAUUUAAACCAAGCUUAAAACCAAGAUUUUCUGACAACUGCCUGAAUGUUCUGGUUGUAAUUUUUCCAGUGCUGUGCCUUCCGUAAAUAUUUCGACAUGAACCUUUCACGUUCCCUUAGAGGGAGGGAGGGAGGGGGGUUGGGUCUCCUCGGGCUUCCAGACGUGGGUGAAGCUUCUUUGGAGGGGGGAAUUAUCAAAAGGAGGUUUUAGCUUAUUAAAAACUCAUUGAUGAGCACCUAAUUGCAAGUCAUUACUCUGUUUCUGACUGUUUUUAAGCUCCGGUGAUUACUGUGUGACAACUGCAUCCCUUUGGUCUCAAAACUUGCAAUGUUCUAAACGGAAAUUAAAAUUGAAAAAGGCUUUUACAUUCAGGCACACUUUUUAACGAAUUGCUACCAAGCCAAAUUAGAUAAUAUUAUUUGAGUGUGCUGUUCAGGACGGCGGGUUCUUACAGUAGCUAGUAGUGCCAUUAUGGUAACUUCCUAAAUACCUGUUUGUCUAUUAUACACGCCGUUCGGUUCAGAUCUGCCAGGUCCGCCAGCGUGCGUUCUGGGAUAUGUUUGAUUAUUUGAUGGGGCAACACCAAGCCUGUUAACUGUUGCACGUAUAUUUUACCUUUCAGCUUGUGGCUGUAGUCCGCUUGGUAUCUUGGGUGUAUGUAACCCAAAGGAUGGAAAGUGUUUGUGUAAACGGAACGUUAUGGGACCAAGAUGCGACCGCUGUCAGGUUGGUGUGAUCGUGAACGCUAAAACGCGCUUUAUGUGAUCGUUCGUUUGUUUCUCCAUUCGUUUACUUUUUCUUUUCUUUACUCGUGCCUUGUGGCUUUGUUGACACAUGCAUUCUUUCCCACUUGCGGUUCCCUUCGUUUUUUCUUGUUUUCAGCCUAUUGUGCCCUCGUCACUUCGUGCCUUCGUGUCGUCAGCCUUUCUUGCCUUUGUACCCUCGUCCCUUCGUUUGUUGGGUUGUUCGUGUCUUUAUUUCUUCGUUCCUUCGUGCCUUCGUGUCGUCAGCCUUUUUUGCCUUCGUACUCUCGUCCCUUCGUUUGUUUUGUUGUUCGUGUCUUUAUUUCUUCGUUCCUUUGUGCCUUCGUUUCGUCAGCCUUUUUGCCUUCGUACCCUCGUCCCGUCGUUUGUUUGGUUGUUCGUGUCUUCAUUUCUUCGUGCCUUCGUGUGUUGGUCCUUUCGUGUCUGAUUGCUUUCGUGCGUUUUUCCUUUCAUUUCUAAGUUCUUUUAUCUCCUCUCUCUUUUGCUCCCAAAAUUAUUCAUUUGGUUUAACAUGUUACCCUGCAUUCUUUAUUUAUUUGUUUUCUCAUCAUUCAGCCUGGUUUUUGGGGACUGAGUAAUAAAACCAAAGCUGGAUGCAAACAGUGCGAUUGUGACGUUGGUGGUUCAUACGAGAGGAACUGUGAACAAGUUAAGGGCCAGUGUCGCUGCCGUAAAGGUAUCACGGGAAGAAAGUGCGAUAAAGUCCAGACCGGGAAUUUCUUCCCUCUACCAGAUCACCUGAAAUACGAGUCUGAGGAAGCAAAAAUUCUUGGGGUACGUACAAAAUGUGUGGUGCAUCAUACAAGAGUAGAACGACAAGCCAUACCCUACCUGCCCUGUUACUUUUGUCUCCACACCUCCUACGACGAUUGAUAACAAAAAGCUUUAAUGGAAGUAAGAUAUGUCAGAGCCCUUCUCGUUUUUGAUCGUCGGAAAAUCAAAAGCAAACCAGUCACAGAAGCCAAUCAGAACAGAGGAGAUUAUCGCUCGGAGCCAACGCGAACCUUAGGUUUCGAGAGCGGGAAAACGCUAGUGACUAAGUCGUAGUUGGUUUAAGAAUUGCAUGUAAUUGGUUGAGGAGGUAGCGGGAGUUUUCUAAACCAAACAAACGUGACUUCCGCUCUGACGAAGGGCUAUCGCUCGAACCAUCAGCUUUGAAACUCUUUACAGUGGCCAAUUUACGUUAUCAACUCAGUUGAUAAUUCUUAAUUACCCUGUUAUACUUUCCCACCGACACAGCCCCACAAUUUCUUUAGAAACUUACCCCCUUUAUUCAAAGGAAAAAUUUGUCAUAAUAUUAUAUUGAUGUUCUUUUCGACAAGAACGCAAACACUAUUCAAAGACAUCGUCAUUGAAUUUGGUAUUACAAAGAAAACAGUCGAAGACCGUCGAACGUUUUGUAAUAUUCGCGUCUAAAGACGUCAAUGUGCUUCACGAGGUUCUCUGCUAUAUUUAUUUUAUUUUCCCCUUUUCCUCAGGGUCAGAACAACGGUAAAGUUGUUCCGAGGGAACCACAAACUGGAGAAGAUGUGUCCUGGACAGGCGAUGGUUUCGUGGAGAUUAAAGAUAAAGCGACUUUGGAGUAUGCCGUGACUAAUGUUCCCUACACGGGCGAAUACAACAUCUUGGUUAGAUAUGAACCGAAGGUAUGGUUUUUAGUCGAGUUUGAUUUUUGUGUAAGAAAAGAGACGUUCAGCAGAUAGGACCACCUAUGUGCCGUGGAAAGAGCUGCUCAGUAGCCUUGUACAGAAUUAUAGAGCGCCUCUCGAGUGACGUAAAACCAAAAUCAAAGUGAUUACAUAAAGGCCAAUCAGAAGAAGACAAGUAUUUUAAAGAACCAAUAAGAGCUCAAAACAAAAACAAGAAGACUGUCCAAAGCGCGGGAAAACGCGGGUGACUAAGACGCGAUUGUUUUUUUGCUUUGAAUUUGGUUGAAAGAGUGGUGCGAGUUUUCUGGACCAAUCAAACAUUGUAAUAGAGCAAAACUAAAGCAAUCCGGGAUGAGUGCUGGGUACAUAUUAUUUGAACAAUGAAAGUAAGGAAUUGGAAAACUCGAGACUUUUUAAACGCACAGUACAUUUAAAUGCGGGUAUCCUGUUAAUUUAGCAUUUUGGUUUGAACUUUAUCAAAAAGUUGUACGCUUUUGAAACACCAUGACUUCCUCAGAUAGGACAACUUAGUUCUCAUCGCCCGGCAAGUACGUCACCUAGUUACUACAACGUUCAUACAAAUGUGCAUGCGCAAACAUUUGAUCGCUGUGUCAACUUGAACGGCACAAUAAAUAGUACCACUUGCAAGGUAAACCUCUAUGUAAAUAUUAUAUCUUGAUUAACAAACAAAGUGUGUAUUCUUCACAGGAUUCUGGACUUUGGCAAGUUAAUGUAAUGAUCCAACGCCUUGACGGGCUUCCAUUGACCAGCGGUAAAUGCGUUAACGCUACUAAUUCCGAUGACCCGAAUUAUGGAAAUUUCUCAGCCAUCCUGCAAACCAGAAGGCGUUACGUUCUUAUGCUCCCCAGUGUUUGUUUGGAGAAAGAUGUGUCUUACGUAGUUAAGGUCACCUACAGCAGAGACGAGUCCAACAAAGAUGGUGUCGAUAGUAUCUUGACCGACUCGGUAAGUUGAAACUUGGGCCUUGGUCCUUGUCGAGUAGGUUGAAGGUUAUUCAGGAUGCCUUGGCCCUCUUUCACUACGUCUUAUUUUGCUAUAAACCUAAGGGUUCCCAAAAAAUUUUACCAUAAGCGGCUGCUGAUGAUGUUAUAUGUGGCUAUGCCGCAAGACGACUGGAUCCAAACACGAGAGCCUGGUCACAGGCUAAACAGACGGCGAUGAGAGGUCUUAUGGGCGGCGAUAGAAAACUGGUUACUAGCUUUUAAUUAAACCCCUAGAGCCCUGUAGUACAGGGGAGGGGAGGGGGAAGGGCUGAUUGAACAGGGGUGGGGGUUGGUGGUUAAUAAAUCAUUUAGAGUUAACAUGAAAUUCAACUUUUUUUUCCCUCUAUUAUUUCUGCCUAGAGGGGGGUCGGUUUUUAGAAAGGGGAGGUAGCUUCUGAGAGAGAAAGAGAAAGGCCCAGGGGGUGUAUUGGAGAACAACGAGGCUUAGUAGAGAGGAGAGAGGAAACUCAUUACUAUGGAAAAGCGGUUAACAGGAAUGGGAGGGGUCGGUAGGACACAUUUAGAACGUCUUCACUGAUCAAGAAAACUAGAGCCAACUUCCCAACUGGUGAGGUACAAAGCGUAACGUUAUCCUAAGAUUUUUCUUUUUUCCUUUUCCACAGAUGGUUCUUGUUCCCUACGUAGAAUCAGUUUCCAUCUUUCAAGGACCCGAUGGCGAACAAAGAAAAAAGGUUUUUGAUCAAUUCAGUUGCCUGGAUUUUAACCUGGAGCCAGCCUCCCCUCGACCCCAACUUCCCGAUGUUUGCAAGCAGCUUAUAUUCGCUAUGUCAUCGGUUAUAUAUGAUGGCGGAAAGCGUAAGUCGAUCCGUUCGUUCUACGAUAAUGUUAUGUAAACCCCCAUCAUGUGCCUUGGGUAUUUGUGGGUUAGUGAGGUCGAUCUUCGUUUUAACCCGUUAAACCCUUUCAUCAGUAUGCAUUUCCUUCAAACUGUUCUUUAAACAUUACCUAAGGUGCAGUCAAGGAGAAUUUGUUGAACAAUCAAGAGUUUCUUCAUUUCCUUUAUUCUCGUGACGUUAUGGUUGAUUCUGGAGUUGCAUUUUAAGGAUAAAUUAGAUGCUUGUCACUCUUAGAGGUUGAGGAGUUAAUCAAAUAUUUUAUUAGUUUUUUGGUAAAAGCCUGUAUAUAUUGUACUUGAGUGAAACCUGCGUUUUUAAAGUCUGCCAAACCGCAUGUUCCACAUAUCAAUUCAAUCUUACCAAAAUCAAAUUGAUCAAAUUUGUGCUGAAGGUGACAACGAGAUUAGAUGAAAAAGAAUGUUAACAAUCCCUCCAGUUUCUCACGAUAUCUUGGGUGGUUUAAUUUGUCGUCGGUGAUUAUUUGCGAGAAUGCGAUAGAAAUCUGUACAGAACCAAAACUACUCUCAGGAGAGGGAAAGGGUGACCCCCCCUCCCCCCACCCUACCUCAGCAUAGGGAGAUAGAGUGUGUCAGUUCAAUCUUCUGUUUUUGUUUGUAGCGUGUAACUGUGAUCCGACGGGGACCAAGCGAGACGAGAACGGGACGCUGAUUUGUGAUUCCGUGGGAGGUCAAUGUAAGUGUAAACUGAACGUGAUUGGCCAGAGGUGCGACCGCUGUGCUCCAGGAUCGUUUGGAUUCGGACCCCAGGGUUGUGCUGGUAAGUGACAAAGCAGAAGGUAAAGGUGCUUUAGAAAGGCAAUGAAGACAAGAAUCAGUACAUUCUCCUACAGUAGACAUAGCACAGUCCCGACGAUUAUUUUUUGUUUUGUUUCUACGCUAGUUUGUUUCACGAAAAGCCGCAACAAAUUAAGCAAAAGAAACAAAAAGAGGAAGGAAAAACUGGAGGAGAGCUGAUCAUGCAAGACAAUUUUGCCCGAUUUUUCCACCGAUGCAGCACCACAGUUUCUUUAGAAACUUGCCCCCUUUUAAACCAAAGCUAUUCGCUAUUUUCAAAUCCCCCAUCAUUCACCUCGUUUGCCCUUCCCUUUCCUUAUCGCUCCUCUCCCCUACCCCUUCCCCCUCCAUCACCCUGUUACCCCUCCCCCCCCCAAAACAAAAUCACGAUCAAAGGGAGAAUACACCUGUACUUAAAUUUUUCCUUCCAAUGUUCAAUAGGCUGCAACUGUAAUAGUAUCGGGGCCUCUGACAACCUCUGUAACGCUCAGACUGGACAGUGUACUUGUAGAAUCAAGGCAGGGGGAAGACAGUGCAAUCUUUGUCCCCCCCGGAACUGGGGAUUCCCUUUGUGCCGACCUUGCCGCUGUAAUGGCCAUGACACUUCCAACUGCCAUCCAAAGACUGGAGAGUGUCUGGACUGUCAGCACAACACCGCUGGCAAAAACUGUGAGGUGUGCGCUAUUGGUUACUAUGGUGAUGCCACUAAGGGUAAGUUUAAAGUGUGUAUAUGGGUAGGUUCAUGACAGUCUCGUUUCCAAAACUCCUGGUCUCUUGAGAUCGAGGUUGAGUAAGUACCCCUCUCUUUGAAUCGUUCCGAGUAUAACAACCGGUGCAGUUUUCCAAAUAUUAGUCGAACUAGUUACACGCGGCACAGAUUUUUCUUGCUUCGUUUACCUUUUAACUCUCAAAUCGUUUUCGCAACUGUUUAAGUCACCUUUCUUUGCUAAUUUGUUUAGUUUUAUCAGUCAGAGUAGGGAGAAUUCUGAUGAAAAUUGUAGUUAUCCGGUACGAGAAAGUUUCAUGAAAAUCUUUUCAAGGUAGAAAAGGUUCAUUUUAGGGCGAUCCGAUGUGCAAGCGGAUGGGUGGAAAUUCGUUUAAUUUUUUAUGUCGUGGACUCAUGUUGAACCGCAAGUGAUAAACACAAGCCACAUUUCCCAUUCAUUAUUCUGCGUCCUCUUCCCACAGGGACACCAAAAGAUUGCCGUCGCUGCCAGUGCCCUGGCGGUGGAACUGGAAACCAGUUUAGUGCCACUUGUCGCUCAACUGGACCAGACUCUUUUGCUUGUGACGCUUGUGAAGUAAGUGCCAUCCUUAGCAUAUGGUUUGGACACGUGUGUGUCACACGCGUGUCACUCGUAGUGUGGAAGAGCCUUAGUCAUCGAUAAUGAAGUGAACGCGUGAGCCGCCAUUUUCAUCGGUAUCAUCCUUCCUUGUGUGUAGGUCUUCCCUAACAUCAGUAUCAAUAUUCUCCAUACUGUUCUCUAUACAUUUCUUUCGGUACUGACAAAGAGAAUUGGUUUGACAAUCAAGAGCUUCGUAAGGGCUUAUCGAGUUCGAUGACGCUGUAUUUAUGCUGACGCUUAAAACAUCAGCUUUGGAAACACCUACGGUGGCCAAUUUACAGUUUCAACUCAGUAGAUAAUACCAAAUUUUCUGGUAAUAUCCCCGCUGAUGCAGGAACACAGUUCCUUUAGAAAGGUACCUCUGUUGUUACCCUUUUUGAAUCGAUUGCAUUUGUUCUCCAGGUUGGUUACAGGGGAACAAGGUGCGAAGAAUGUGCUGACGGUUACUAUGGUAACCCACUCGUUCCAGGCGGUCGCUGUAAGCCAUGUUCUUGUAACAACAACAUUGAUCCGUCGAACGGGGGCACCUGUGACAGAACAACUGGCAGAUGUUCAGCCUGCCUCUACAAUACCGCAGGCUUCAGUUGUGAGCGCUGUAAAUCGGGUUUCUAUGGUGACGCUAUUGCCAGGAAUUGUACCAGUAAGAACUGUUUAUUAUGAUGUAUAGGGGGACUAUAACCGUUUAAGUCUGUGGAUGAACCCCUUGUGUGAAACUGUUCAAAGAAAAGCUAUUGAGCGGUACUUUCCCGAGUAUUUAUGCUCUGAGAUGUGGCUUUAUUUUUAAUUGCGUUUCUCUGAGGAGACACACUAUUCCUGUCUUUUUUCAGUCCCGCGGAUUUCAUUGUAUCCCGCGGAUUUCAUUGUAUCCCGCGGGUAUAAUCCGAAGCCAGACCGUUUCAACUUUUUGACGCCAACUUGGAUUGACUAACACACGUGGCCUCGAUCUCAUGCGGUUAGCUAUGCGCUUCAGUUUCAUGCAAGAGCUUUGUAUCACGCUGGCUAAGUGAAGUUGUGCAGGUUGAGUCACUUCGGUCCUGAUGCCUUGCGAAAAAUGUAUGCAUGUAGAUAAAUUGAACCCAUUUGAGCAAUCGACAUUAGAACUGUGAGCUGCUACACUAUUUCGUGUUCGUAAGUUUAAUUUUGCCUCAGAUUUAAUUACGUCAUUCUUUUGUUUCAGAAUGUGUAUGUAAUAUUAAUGGCACGGCCCCUGGUUUUGUUGACACAUGCAAUUAUGAGACCGGCCAGUGCAAGUGUUUAUCAAACGUCAUUGGUAUUCAGUGUGACAAGUGCGCCGAUGGAUUCUGGAACCUGGGCAGCGGUAAGGGUUGUCAGAAGUGCGAUUGUUGUGGAGAGGGCUCGACUCAGGCCACUUGCAAUCAGGUGAGUAAACCAGCAAGUAAUAAUCGAGGGUGCAUUUUCAGUGUAGUUUACUAGCCUUUUUUUCCUGUAUGCUUUUCUACGUCAUAACUUAGACUUAUUUUUUUGCACAGGAUGACGGCCAGUGUUAUUGUAAGCCUGGAUAUGGAGGACCCCGCUGUUGCGCAUGUGAAAAUGGUUACUGGGGAACACCGCUGAACGACUGCAAACGUAAGUCAUGUGGAGUGGUAGAGCCGUCAACUGAGGGGAAGUAAGACAUGGUACAUGGCCAGGUUACCAAAGAUGCUCUAUCACACGCAAGACUGGGGUCUAUUUUAUUUAAAUGUCCCUUUUGGUCAGUCCUGUUUAUAAAAGUCGAAAUUCCCAUUCAUUGUAACGGACAUUUCAUUAUAUUUUCGCCGGGAGGGGGGGAGUAAACCUGAUCCUCAAAAGGCUUUGUCAUAUUCCCAUGAUCCUCUCUCGUUUCCAGUAAAAUGGUAGUAAAUUUCCUAUAAUCCCCCUUUUAUACUAUGCUGGCGACGACUAAUCCUCUUGCGUUCCACGUGAAAACGCUACGACCCCUCCCCCCCCUCCCAAAAAAAUCCUUCACCCCAACUCCCCCAGGUUAUAAAUAAUAACUGGGAUCGAACUUGUAUAAAAACCAUUUCUUCUGAAUUACGUUUUUCACUCGUUGGCUUUUAACUCACUAUGCUGUGCUCUUUGUUCAAAGUGUUCUUUAUUUCGAACUGUCUUUCUCAAUUUUCCCUUUUCUCGCAGCUUGUGACUGUAAUCUCGCAGGAUCCGUGUCCCUUCAGUGUGACCGCAACACUGGGAAAUGUCAGUGUAAACAAGGUAUGAUUGGCGACAAGUGUGAUCAGUGUGCUCAGGACACCAGCGGUAAAAUGCCUCAGUGUGAAGUCUGUGGGGAAUGUUAUUACCAGUGGAAGGUCACGCUAGAGUCUCUGUCACGCAACAUCAGCCUUGAAGUACCAAGAGCGUAUAACGUCUCUCUCACUCCUCAGCCAGGUACGUUUUAAACGUGGUCGCGCAGCGUCAAUCUCAAAGGAGAUUUUGACUCACAUGUAGGUACUAUGAGAUGAAAAAAAGUGUUUCGUUUAUUCAAAAUUCAAAAGUUCUGUAAGUAUUUCAUAUGCGUGGCAUUUUUGGCGCAUCCCUUCAUAAGCUAGUCUCCAUUGCUCUUUUCUCCUUACCACAAUGAGCAAUGAUAGUGAAGGAAGAAUAUGUGACCCAUCUACACCUGAACGACUCUUUUCUAGGAAGUGGAAGUAUUAACGCCUAUGACAAGGAGCUAAAGGAACUGGAAGACAAACUAGAAAGAGUAGAGAUGAUACUUAAAAACCAAGUUACUACUGAAAAUGAUACGAUGGCACUCGAAAAAGAAUUAGACUCCAUUGACAUGCAACUGCAAGAGGUGCAAGACAAGGUAGACAUGAUGAAAAAGGACGUGAGAUCAUCUGAAAUGCGAACAGAGGACGCCAAAACCGAGAUUCAAAUUCUACGCGAAAGGCUGGCUAAUCUUACCCAAGGUGGAACGCAGCUGAAAUCCAAUGUUGAGAAGAUUUUGCGCUCGGACAUAAGAGGUGCUUUUGAGGAAAUUUUGAAAAAUCAAAUGCGGUCGCGCCAGGCCGAGGCAAGAGUGAACGAGUCGCAGAAGAUUCUUGAUAUGUCUAAAGAACAAAGAAAUAUAACAGAGCAGCUUUUAGAUGGUCCACCUUCUUUUCUCGAUCGAUACGAUGAAAAUUCAGGCGUUCUGUUCGACAUCCUUGACAAGAUAAGAGAACUGCAAAAACAAGUAGGGAUCCUAAAUGGGGUUGUCUGCGGGUCCCCCGCCAGUAAGUGCGGUGGGUGUGGGGUGCGUAAUUGUUCGUUUUGUGGUGGCCCCGGCUGUAAUGGAUCCUUAGAUCUAGCUAUGAAAGCAGUAGAAAGAGCCAGAGAGGCGGAGGCGGCUCAAAGAAUGAGAGAAGGUCAGUGAAAAAGUGUUUAGUUUCCUUUGUUCAUUCGUCAUUUAUGUGUGUACUUUGAUUAACAAAAGAACCCUCGUUUUUGUAAGUUGACGAUCGGUUUGGCAUUUUCAAUAAGUAAAUUGCCCUCGCAAAGAAGGAACUUUUAUUGAAACAGGCAGCCUCUUCCAUACAUCUUUAAUGUUAGUUUAUUAAAUUUAGCGUUCAGUCAUAAAACAUCCCCAAGGUGAUACUUCCUUUACCCUUAUCACCCGUCUGCUUGAUGGCGCAUCUAUACUGUCAGGAGAAAUUACUCUUCGGUCACUGUUGGGCGUGAAAGCGUUUCAAUCUAAGCGUGACAACAUCCUUUGGUAUAUUUUUUUAUUCUUAGCCAAAGCAAACGAAGCAUUAGAAGAAGUACGAAACGCGGAAGUAAUGGUAAACAUGACAAAAGAAGCCGCUGACAAAGCAGUAAUGCGGGCCAUGGAUGCUCUCGCGCGGGCUCGAAAUGCAAGUGACCGCAUGGAUAAACUUAUUCAGGUACUGCUUUUAUAGGUACAUCAAAGCUUUCGUUAUUUUAGGACUGUUUCAGAUUGUUUCUUCGAACCAAAACAGAGGAGUCAUUAAGGCUCACUAGAAUAUAGGAAAAAUGUAAGGAACUACAGUAAUGCGAACUUUUAAUAAACAUACGCAAACAGCCUGGAGAGCGGGAAAAACUUAAGUAACAAAUCGCGAUUGGUUUGUUUCCGUCGCACCUGAUUGGUUUAGAGGGUGGUGCGAAUUCUCUUGACCAAUCACAGGUUGAAAAGUAAACCAAGGAAAUCCCGGAUUAUGUUCGACACACUCACUGAAAGUUGUUCAAGGCUGAAAAUCUGUUUGAUGUUCCAGGACAUUUUAGAUUUCCUCGACAUGGAGUUUGGAGACACAGACAUCGUACGUAAAAUAGCUGACGGUGUGAAACAAAUGAAAUUGUCAGUAACUCCCGAGGAAAUUGAAAAACUCGCAGAGGACAUAAAGUUGGCUUUGAGCUCAUUAACUGGUAUUGAUGAAAUCUUAGAGGAAACCACAGAAAGAUUAGACAAAGCUAACGACCUGAAAGAGAGAGCGGAGAAAGCCAGGUAA